Messenger RNA from Erythranthe guttata (spotted monkey flower), 690 nucleotides. RefSeq names its product 18.2 kDa class I heat shock protein. Lineage: Eukaryota; Viridiplantae; Streptophyta; Magnoliopsida; Lamiales; Phrymaceae. The record is from RefSeq and is a predicted model, not a curated record.
CCUUAAACCAAAUUCCCAUCGAAAAUAAGAAACGAAAUAUCAAGAAGUUCAUCUUACAGUAUUAUUUUUUGCAUAAAAUGUCUCUGAUACCAAGCUUCUUUGGCAACCGCCGGAGCAACGCGUUCGAUCCAUUUUCAUUGGAUGUUUGGGAUCCAUUUCAGGGCUUCCCAUUCUCCUCCGCCGGAGAAACAACCGCCGUGGCCAAUGCUCGGAUCGAUUGGAAAGAGACGCCGGAGGCACACUUGUUUAAAGUGGAUGUUCCUGGAUUGAAGAAAGAGGAAGUGAAGGUUGAGGUUGAAGACGGGAAUAUUCUUCAGAUCAGCGGAGAGAGAAGCAAGGAGAAAGAGGAGAAGAACGACAAGUGGCACCGCAUCGAGAGGAGCUCUGGCAAGUUCAUCCGCAGAUUCAGGCUGCCGGAGAAUGCAAAAUUGGAGGAGGUGAAGGCGGCUAUGGAGAAUGGGGUGCUGACUGUGACUGUGCUAAAAGAGGAGGUGAAAAAACCUGAGGUCAAGGCCAUUGACAUCUCUGGUUAACUUUGAAUUUUUUUGUGCAGCAAGUUCUGGAUGUAAUGAAUAAAGUUGUUUUGAUGCCAAGUGGAAUAUCAAUAUGUAUAAUAAGUUUUAAAUAAGAAAUUACGGUUGUCUUUUACAUUAAUUCAUUUUAUAGUUUAUCAUUUGAUUGUUAUCUCAU